Molecule: messenger RNA, 6263 nt
Organism: Nerophis ophidion (straightnose pipefish)
Lineage: Eukaryota; Metazoa; Chordata; Actinopteri; Syngnathiformes; Syngnathidae
Product: zinc finger protein 391-like
Exons: 3
Coding region: 307-1623 (438 amino acids)
Biological process (GO): regulation of transcription by RNA polymerase II
Molecular function (GO): RNA polymerase II cis-regulatory region sequence-specific DNA binding; DNA-binding transcription factor activity
Source: RefSeq, a predicted model, not a curated record
AGUAAAAAACAAAAUGGCGUUUGACGGAGAAGGAAUAAACGUUGCCACUGGCCAUUAUUAUUUCUGUAUUUGUAUUUAGUGCAUACAUGUACGCAUAUAUGUCGUGUGGUUGUGCAUAUAUGUCGUGUAGUAGAUGAAACAUUGUUAGUCAUUGUUUGUAUCCGGAUACAUUAGUCUGAGCGCACUUUAUCGCGUCUUGUGCUAGUUAGCUUAGCUUGUUAGCUGCUAACAACGAGACGCGGACGUUAUCAACACAUCGCUAAGUAGAGAUCAAAUGUGAGUGUAAAGUGUUGUGAUUGUGUGAAAAUGUGCGAAAGAACCAGAGCAAAGUAUGAGGAAGACCUUUGUCCAACAAAAGAGGAGAAGGAGCGACAACAUCAACUACUGGACGCUGUUUUCAAGAAACAUCAAGUUGUGUUACACAGAACAGACGUCCAGCAGCCCCCUCACAUUAAAGAGGAAGAGGAGGAAGUGUGGAUCACUCAGGAGGAAGAGUGUCUUCUAGGGCAGGAGGAGGCUGAUCUCAGCAAGUUUCCACUGACUGUUGUCUCUGUGAAGACUGAAGAGCAUGAAGACAAACCACCUGAGUCCUCACAGCUUCAUCAUAGUCCAAAUGUCUGUGAAGAACAACUUCUGCCUGAAAAACAAGAGUGUAGCUUUGGGAUGGUGAAGGAGGAUCCAUCAAAGAGGAAGACCAGGCGCCACGAAUCUUCUGGCGUCUCCUCUUCCUCUUUGACACAGGCCCUUCCCUGUAAAAAGGAAGAGGAAGACUCACUGACCCCCCACAUUAAAGAGGAAGAGGAAGAACACAGCAUCAGUCAGGAGGGAGAUCAUCUUGAAGGACUGGUGGAGUUCCCAGUGACUGGUGUCCCUGUGAAGAGUGAAGAUGAUGAGGUCAAAGGUGAAGGUGAGGAGAGGAGAGAGGCAGAGCCUCCAAGCAGCAGCUCAACACAACACAUGACAACAGAAGCUGAUGGAGACCACUGUGGAGGAUCACAAGCAGACAAGCUCUUAGCUCCACUAUCAGAUAGUGAGGACACAACGUCACACUCUCCUGACACUGAUGAUGAAGACUCUAAAGAUGAUAAGACAUGUCACACUGACAACACUCACUUCAAAUGUUCUCACUGUGACAAAACCUUUAAAUUGCCUUGUUAUCUGAAAAGACACAUGAGAAUACACACUGGAGAAAAACCUUUUAUAUGUUCAAUCUGUGGUAAAAGUUUUACACACAGUCAACAUUUGAUAAGACACAUGAGAACACACACUGGAGAAAAACCUUUUUCCUGUUUAACCUGUGGUAAAGGUUUUACACACAGUCAUGAUUUGAAAGUACACAUUAGAACACACACUGGUGAAAAACCUUUUUCCUGUUCAAUCUGUGGAAAAGGUUUUACACAAAGUCAGACUUUGAAAAGACACAUGAGAACACACACUGGUGAAAAAUUACAUUCCUGUUCAAUCUGCAACAGAAGCUUUUGUCAACGAUCAACCCUUAGAACACACAUGAGAAGACACUCAGGAGAGAAAGUGUUGAGUUGCAGUGUGUGUGGUGAAAUAUUAUCUUUUAAGAAGCAGUGUAAGAAACACAAGUGUGCUGAUGAGAACAGCAGGAGCAAUUGAAACUGCAGGAUUUGAAAUAAGCUGUCAAGACUUUAAAGGGGAACAUUAUCACCAGACCUUUGUAAGCCUUAAUAUAUACUUUGAUGUUGCAGAAAAAAGACCACAUUUUUUUUUUAACCGAUUUCCGAACUCUAUAAGGGUCAAUUUGACGAUUGAAACGCCUUUCAAUUGUUCGCUGUCAGAGCAAUGACCUUUCAACCGUGACGUUACAACGGGACGCAAUCCGCCAUUUUCUCAAACACAUUACACACACCAAGUCAAAUCAUCUCUGUUAUUUUUUCGGCUGUUUUCCGUAUCUUGGAGACAUUAUGCCUCGUGGGUGUGUUGUCGGAGGGUGUAACAACACGAACAGGGACGGAUUCAAGUUGACUUACUUGGAGUGUGCUAAUCAGACAUAUCAAUGGUCACGGCAUGCUAAUCGAUGCUAAAAUGCUAUUUAGGCUAGCUGUAUAUACAUAUUGCAUCAUUAUUCCUCAUUUGUAGCUAUAUUUGCAUCCAGCCUUUCCUUCCACCCAUAUUUAACGCCAAACAAACACAUACCAAUCGACCGAUUCAAGUUGCACCGCACCAGAAUCAGAAUCAAAAAAGUUUUUAUUGCAUUGCUUGAUAACAGGUUCACAAACUAGGAAUUUUGUUUGGCGCGAUCGUGCAACAUAAAAGACAUAUAACACAGAAUAGAAUUACAUGAGCUGUAACUGGGCUAUCAGAUCCUGUUAUUGUUCACGUGUCUGAUGGCCAAGGGGAAAAAACAGUUUGGAUGGCGGGAGGUGUGGGUCUGUAUGGACCGUAGUCUCCUGCCUGAGGGAAAAGGGAAGAAUAUUUUUUGUCCAGGGUGAGAAGAGUCAGCUGUGAUCCGACCAACACGCCUCCUGGUCCUGGAGGAGAACAGGUCCUGGAGGGGUGGAAGUUUGCAGCCAAUCACCUUCUCAGCAGCAUGUACCAUGCGCUGCAAUCGUUGCUUGUCCCGGACUGUGGCGUCAGGGAACCACACGGUGAUGGAGGAGGUGAGGAUGGACUCGAUGAUGUCUGAGUAGAACUGCACCAGCAUCUCAGUCGGCACUUUCAGUUUUUUCAGUUGCCGCAGGAAGUACAUCCUCUGCUGGGCCUUUUUUGAUGAGGGAGCUGAUGGUCGGCUCCCACUUGAGGUCCUGGGUGAUGGUGGUGCCCAGGAAACGGAUGGAGUCCACAAUGGAGACAGGGGUGGGAGAGUCAAUCAGGGUGAGGGAGGAUGGUGGGGCUGUGACUUUCCUGAAGUCCAUGAUCAUCUCCACUGUUUUCUGGGCGUUCAGCUCCAGGUUGUUGAGGCUGCAUCAGGACGCCAGCCAGUCCACCUCUCUCCUGUAGGCGAACUCGUCGCCAUCCGAGAUGAGCCCGAUGAGAGUAGUGUCGUCCGCAAACUUGAGCAGCUUCACCGACUGGUGACUGGAGGUGCAGCAGUUUGUGUACAGGGAGAAGUGCCAGGGGGAAAGUACACAGCCCUGAGGAGUACCAGUGUUCGUGGUUCGACUGUCCGAGACGAUCUUACCCCAGGUGCACGUGCUGUCUUCUGUCCGUCAGGAAGUCAUUGAUCCACCUGCAGAGGGAGUCGGGUACGCUGAGCUGGUAAAUCUUGUCUCGUAGCAGUCCAGGGAGGAUGGUGUUGAAGGCAGAGCUGAAGUCCACAAACUGGAUCCUCGUGUAGGUUCCUGGGGAGUCCAGAUGCUCCAGGAUGAAGUGGAGGACCACGUUCACUGCAUCAUCCACAGACCUGUUGGCUCUGUAGGCGAACUGCAGUGGGUCCAGGAGGGGGGCGGUGAUGUCCGUAAGGUGGGGCAGGACCAAGUGCUCAAGGACUUCAUGACCACAGACGUCAGCGCCACCGGCCUGUAGUCAUUAAGUCCUGUGAUCCGAGAUUUCUUGGGGAAAGGGACGAUGGUGGAGGUCUUGAAACAGGACGGCACGCGGCAUAGCUCCAGAGAGGUGUUAAAAAUGUCAGUGAAGACAGGAGCCAGCUGAUCCGCACAGUGUUUCAAGGUGGAGGGGGAGACACCAUCAGGCCCGGGGGCCUUCCGCGUGUUUAGCUUCAAGAACUGCCUACGUACAUCCUCUCGGAUGGAGAGGGCCUUUUGUGAGGUCCGGUGAUGUUCUUGGAGUCUUUUAAUGACCUUUGAGUCCUUUAAGUCCUUUAAUGUAGUGCUGGAGUUGUUGGUGGUGGUGGUGGUGGGGGGGAGAGAGUAGAGCUUUGAUGAGCUGAAGGCCGUUCGUGACGACAGUGUGUGUUGAGGUCCUGAGCGAGAGUUCGGUCAAUCAGGGCCUGGGGGGCUUUGGGCUUAUAGUUCGUAAGGGCCCUUAAUCCUCUCCACACAGCUGCAGAGUCAUUGGAGCGGAACUGUUCCUGUAGACGGUUAGAGUACACAGAUUUAGCUUUCUGCACUUCCCUGUUGAAGUGGUCCCCGCUCCUCCACGCAGUGUCCUUUUUCUUGCGCAGUUGUCGGAGCUUGGGUGUGAACCAGGGCUUGUCGUUGUUAUAACAAGCCCUGGUGCGCGUUGGAAUGAUGCGCGCCUCAUUGAACUGUAUGUAUGAGGUCACAGUGUCCGUAUACUCGUCCAGAUUGUCUGUGGCUGGUCCAACUGCCUCCCAGUCUGUCAUCUCCAAACAUGCAAGCAGCUCAUCCACAGCUUCAGCAGUGAAACACUUAAUGGUCCUCAUAACAGGUUUAGCCAUUUUCAGUCUAUGCCUGUUUGAAGGGAUUAAGUGCACCAUCACGUGAUCUGAUAGUCCAAGGGAAGCACGUGGGACUGCAUGAUAUGCCUUGCUUACUGUGGUGUAACUGAUCCAAAAUGUUCUCCUCUCUGGUCGGGCAUUUAAUAAACUGCCUAUACUUGGGUUAUUCCUGGCUCAGAUUUCCCUUGUUGAAGUCACCAAGCACGAUAACAAUAGAGUCCAGAAAAGGCCGUUCCACGUGUAAGUUCUGGUCUGCAAGCGUGCGUUGAGCGUCACGCACGUCCGCGCUGGGCGGUAUCUAGGCAGCCACCAGAAUGAAUGAAACAAUCUCACGCGGUGAGUAAAAGGGCUUACAGUGAAUGAAAAGAUAUUCCAGAGCAGGAGAGCAGUGUUGGGAUAUCACCGUCACGUCUGUACACCAUUUGCUGUUGAUAAAGAAGCAGACUCCACCGCCUCUUUUUUUUGCCGCAGAGCCGCGCAUCUCAGUCCGCGCGGAGAAGAUGAAAGCCCUCCAGUUGAACCAGUGGUCAAAAGAUGCGAAAGUCCCUCGCACACUUUACCGACGAUAGCGAUGCUACGACAGAGAUGGCACAGAGAUGUGUGGAUAUACUACGACACUCAAAGCAGAUUCAUUUCCAACGAUUAGGUCAACAAAAUCACAAAGGUGAGUUUUGUUGAUGUUAUUGAAUUAUGUGCUAAUCAGACAUAUUUGCGCACGGCAUUACUGCAACCUAAUCGAUGCUAACAUGCUAUUUAGGGUAGCUGUAUGUACAUAUUGCAUCAUUAUGCCUCAUUUGUAGCUAUAUUUGUAUCCAGCCUUUCUCUCCACCCACAUUUAAUGCCAAACAAACACUUACCAAUCGACGGAUUAAAGUUGCACCAGUUGUCAAGAAAUGCAAUCGUUGGUUAGAAGGCGAUCGCCGAAUUCGUCCUCGUUGCCGCCGUCUGUUGUGAUUUGGCUCAAUAGCUUCAGUUUCUUCUUCAAUUUCGUUUUCGCUAUCUGCCUCCACACUCCAACCAUCCGUUUCAAUACAUGCGUAAUCUGUUGAAUCGCUUAAGCCGCUGAAAUCUGAGUCUGAAUCCGAGCUAAUGUCGCGGUAUCCUUCUGUUCUAUCCGCCAUGUUUGUUUGUAUUGGCGUCAUGCAGUGACGUCACAGGAAAAUGGACAGUGUCUUCGCAGAGAGUGAAAAAAAGGCACUUUGAAGCUUGUUUUCGGGAUAUUGGGUAAUGGGUAAAAUUUUGAAAAAAACUUCGAAAAGUAAAAUAAGCCACUGGGAACUGAUUUUUAUUGGUUUUAACCCUUCCGAAAUUGUGAUAAUGUUCCCCUUUAAUGUUGACUGUCUAACAACAUUGGCACAUAUAACAUGUGUGUCAUGGUUGUUUGUGUAAGAAUUUAUAUAUAUUUUUAAGUUUUGUGUAAGUAAUUAUAUAUGAUAUACAUAAUUACUGGUUCACAUUUGAAACAUCUUCUGGACCACUUCAGGGAGCAUAUUAUUUACUUUUAUACAUAAUUUGAACAGUUGUCUUUUAUUCACUUUUAAAAUAUGUGACUUUAUGAAUCAUUUGUUGUGUCUCUAUAAUCUAUUUUAUUAAUUAUCGUUAUUACUUUGUUUUAUGAUGAUUGUGUUGUGAUUUUUUUAAUGUAUGUCCCCAGACCUGUAUGCAAUAUAAAAGUGAGAGAAAAUGGCAGAUUUUUUUUAUGGAAGGAUGGUUUUGUUUUUUACAAACUUACAUUUGUGGAUAUAUAAAAUGAAUCCAGUAUUGUAUUUUAAACAUUUUUUAUGUUUUUUUUUUCCUUUUUUAACAUCCCCAAAACAACAUCAAUAUCAGUCAAAGUUUGGAGUGUCAGGCAAAAGCCAAUAUUGUACAUCAUCCCACAGAAAUUUACUUUGCAUACAUUCUUAAAAUAAACUAUUUUGUUUCCCUAUCACAGAAC